Molecule: messenger RNA, 5528 nt
Organism: Solanum stenotomum
Lineage: Eukaryota; Viridiplantae; Streptophyta; Magnoliopsida; Solanales; Solanaceae
Product: TMV resistance protein N-like
Exons: 12
Coding region: 67-5259 (1730 amino acids)
Biological process (GO): signal transduction; defense response
Molecular function (GO): ADP binding; ATP hydrolysis activity; protein binding
Source: RefSeq, a predicted model, not a curated record
UUAGUUCCAAAUUGCCACAAGAUCUCACAUUUUCACCGAUAGCCAGUCCAGAGUCCGACUUUACCCAUGGCUUCCCAAUUUCUAUCUGUCAAAAAAUGGAAAUAUGAUGUUUUCCUGAAUUUUCUACCGGAAGACUUCAACAAACGCUUCGUUACCGAUCUUUACAAACGUCUGGAAGACAUAGGAAUCAAGGCAUUCAAACACGAUGGCAGAUCUGCAAAACUAGAACCAUUUUCGGCAGAAAUCUCAGAAGCCAUCGAGGAAUCAAGGAUUGCUAUUACAAUCUUCUCCGAGAUGUAUGCUUUAUCCAGACUGUGCUUGGAAGAAAUCACCAAGAUCAUGGAGUGCGUUGGCAGACGCAGACAAAAAUUCUUCCCGGUCUUCUAUCGCACAAAACCAUCAGAAGUAACACGGGAGUUUAAUUUCGAACAUGGCGACGCACUCGAUGAUCUUCCCGGUGCUAAUUGGAAGAGGGUUCAGAAGUAUAAGGACGCUCUCUCUAAAGCAUUCGACAUUGUGGGAUAUAAAGAAGUGGAUUCCUAUGAUUAUGAACCUUUCGAACAUAUCCGUCGGAACGCUGAAGAAUGUAUUGAGGAAAUUGUUGAUAAGGUUUCUCAGGUUAUGAACAUUUCAAAAUAUCUUGUGGGAAUCAGAUCUCGUGUAGAGGAAGUAAAAUCAUUGUUGAAAGUUGAAUCUGGCGGUGUUCAUUCUAUAGGGAUAUGGGGGAUGGCUGGUGUAGGGAAGACAACUGUUGCCAGAGCACUUUUUAAUGAGAUCUCUUGUCAAUUUGAAGAGUCUUGUUUUCUUCCAAAUGUUAGGAGAGUCUUAGAAAAGCAUGGACGGGGAGGCCUACACCAUUUGCAACAGAAGCUUCUUUCCCAGAUUCUCAAGAAACAUUCUGUUGGUUUAGCAAAUUUUGCUAGCAGCGACGAAUUUAUAAGCCAAAUGCUUCGUUCCAGGAAAUUUCUAAUUAUUCUUGAUGAUAUGGAUGACAAUCACCAAUUGGAACAUUUAACUGGACAGCGUAAUUUGUUUGGUGAUGGCAGUAGGGUCAUUACAACAACUAGAAGUUUUGAUUUACUUGGCAAGCAUGAUGUGUUUUAUCGUGUCCCAGAACUGACCAACAAUGAGGCUUUAGAACUUUUUAGUUGGCACGCCUUUCAACAAGGAGCUCCAGUUAAAGACUUCGAAGAGCUCUCGUGCUGUGUAGUAGAUUAUGCUAAAGGCUUACCCUUAACUCUGGAGGUCUUGGGUUCUUUUCUCUACAAACAAAGUACAAAAGAACAGAUAAGUGCAUUAUAUAGACUCCAAGAUUUCAGAGAUGAGAAAAUUGUUAGGUUACUUAUCAUAAGUUUAGAUGCAUUGGGUGCCGAAUACAAGAAUAUAUUUCUUCAUAUUGCAUGCUUCUUUAGAGGAAAACAGAAAAAAGAUGUGAUUACAGUAUUGAAUAAACUUGGCUUCGUGUUAGUUAAUGAAAUAGAUGUCCUCGAAAGAUCAUUUUUAUAUAUCUCAGAAGGAAUGAUUGAGAUGCACGAUCCGAUAGCACAAAUGGGUCAGCAAGUGGCACGUGAUGCUGAGCAGGGCAAGCCAUGGAAUUGCAGUAGACUAUGGCAUGAAAAAGAUAUGAACACUGUUUCUGCAUAUCAGAUUGCCAGAACCCAUACAUUUUCCGUGGCUCCAAAAAAUAAAGCGAAUCAAAAGUGGAAAUAUGAUGCCUUUUUGAGUUUCAGAGGAGAAGACACCCGCAAUAACUUUGUUGCCCAUCUUUUUAAACGUCUCCAAGACAUAGGAAUCAAUGUAUUCAAAGAUGAUGUAAAACUUGAAAGAGGAAAGAUCAUUUCAACAGAACUCUCGAAAGCCAUUGAGGAAUCAAGAACUGCCAUUAUUAUCUUCUCCAAGGACUAUGCUUCAUCCACCUGGUGCUUGGAGGAACUCAAAAUGAUCAUGGAGUGUGUUGACAAGAAGGAACAGAAAGCAUAUCCUGUCUUCUAUAACGUCGAACCAUCAGAUAUACGCAUGAAAACUGAGAGCAGCAGCUUUGCUAAAGCGUUGGAAAAACACAGGGAAGAUUUCAAGGCUAAUUUUGAGAAGUUGGCAAGUAAACACGAGGCCGAUAUUGCUCUCCGGAAAAAAGAUGAGACAAAUCACAAGGAUAAUUUGGAGAAGGUGCAGAGGUGGAAGGACGCUCUACAUAGAGCUGCUGGAAUAGCAGGACUGGAUGUUCGUAAAACUGCUAAUGGGAAUGAAGCAGAAUCUAUUGAGAAGAUUAUAAAUGAUAACUUCCAAAAUAUGCACCACACCGUUUCAGCAACUGAAAAAUAUCUAGUGGGAAUGGAAUCUCGUAUGGGUGAAGUAGAAUCAUUAUUGAAGUUUCCAUCAGGUGAUGUUUUCUUUAUUGGAAUAUGGGGGAUCGGAGGCGUUGGGAAGACAACUGUUGCAAGAAAAUAUUUUGACAAGGUUUCUCAUCAAUUUCAAAGGUCUUGUUUUCUUGCGAAUGUUAGAGAAGAAUCAAAGAAACAUGGGCUGAUGCACUUGCAAAAGACGCUUCUUUCAAAACUCUUAAAAGAAAAAUCAAUGAAUAUAGCAUGUUUUUAUGAAGGGGCCGACAUGAUAAAAAGAAGGCUUUGCCACUGGAAAGUUUUAAUUGUUUUUGAUGAUGUCGAUGAUGAAGACCAAUUGAAAUAUUUAGUUGGAAAUCAUGACUGGUUUGGUGGUGGCAGUAUAAUCAUUACAACAACUAGAAACCAAGAUUUACUACGUAGUCAUGACAAGUUAUAUUCUGUUCCUGUUUUGGCUAAAGAUGAUGCUAUUGAAGUUUUUAGUUGGCACGCUUUUCAUAAACCGACUCCUGAUAAAGAAUUUUUGGAACUCUCCAAGUCUAUUGUAGAUUAUGCUAAAGGCCUACCCUUAGCUCUUAAGGUCUUCGGCUCUUUUCUCUACCAACGAGGCGUAACUAAGUGGAGAAGUGCAAUAGAUAGACUGAAAGAUACUGGGCAUGAUGAAAUUGUUAAGCAGCUCAGUAUAAGUCUAGAUGGAUUGAACCAUGAAGAGAAGAAUGCAUUUCUUGAUAUUGCAUGCUUCUUUAGAGGAAGAAAGAAAGAUGAUGUGAUAACAGUACUGAACAGUUUAGGCUUCCGAUCAGAGAUUGGAAUUGAUGUCCUCAUCCAAAAAUCUCUUUUAUAUAUUUCAGAAGGAAUGGUUGAGAUGCAUGAUUUGAUAGAACAAAUGGGUCAGCAAGUGGCACGUAAUGUGGACCAUGACAAGCCAUGGAAGCACAGUAGACUAUGGCAUGAACAAGAUAUAAAAACUGUUUUUUCUGCAGAUCAGAGGACAGAGUCAAUUAAAGGCAUUAUGGCACCAAUUGGCUCAGACCGUCAUAUAUGCAAGUGGAGCAAAGAAUUCAGAAACAUGCCUUGUCUAAGGUUACUCAUUGUCAAAGGGGAGGAGGCCCGACAUCAUGACCCUAUUUGUGACCCUAUUGAGUAUCUCCCCAGUAACUUGAAAUGGCUUGAUUGGUCAUACUACACUUUUGUAUCUUUACCAGAAGAUUUUGAUCCGGGAAAUCUAGUUGGGCUCAUUAUGACUUGUAGUUCUCUUGUUGAAAUCUUCAAGGGACCAAAGGCAUUUGACAAGUUGACAAUCCUCAAUCUAAGUUUUUCAAGAAGUUUACUCCGAACACCCAAUUUUUGUGAGACUCCAAACCUCCGGAAGAUUAUACUAAAAAGUUGUGAAAGUUUGGUUGAAAUUCAUCCAUCCAUUGGAAAUCUCAAAAAGCUUAUCUUCUUGAAUCUGGAAAAAUGCAAAAAUCUCAAGUCUUUACCAAGUAGUAUUCAAAUGGAAUCUCUUGAAAGCUUCAACCUCUCAGGUUGUCAGAAAUUAGAAAAAUUUCCAGAAAUUCGAGGGAAUAUGGAAUCGCUAUCAGAGCUCCUUCUGGCACGUACUGCAAUUUGUGAAUUGCCCUCAUCAGUAGGACAGCUCAGUGGUAUCAGCUUGCUUGAUUUGCAAUCAUGUGAAAACCUUGAAAGACUCCCAGCCAGUGUCUGUGAGAUGAGAAAACUGAAAAUUUUGAUUCUGAAAGGCUGCUCAAGACUUGCAAUUUUUCCUGAAAAUCUAGGUGAUCUAAAUGAGUUGGAGGAGCUCUAUGCUGGCAACACUGCCAUUUGGCAACUGCCAGAUUCUAUUGGAAACUUAAGCAAACUCAAGAUCCUUUCAUUAAGAAAAGGGCGGAAGGUAAAGCAUCAAUGUGCUCGCAGUUUGAUAUUACCCGGGCUGUUUCAUGGUUUGAGGGAACUGAAAAGCUUAGAUCUCAGUGGAUGUAAUUUAUGUGAUAACGAAGUUGCUGCUCUUAUGAACCUAACUUCUUUAUUGGAACUGAAUCUGAGCAGAAAUAAGUUUAUAACUUUGCCUGAUAUCUUCAGCGGACUUUCUCACCUUCGAUAUCUCAAUAUUACACACUGUCAGGAACUUCAAAAACUUCCCAAACUUCCUCAGAAUAUAGAGGAAUUAUAUGUAGAAGAUUUUUUGGCAAAAGAAAGUAUUGCAAAGCUACAGAUGUACCCAAGGUUGAAUUUGGUAUCAUUCACCAAUUAUAGUUUUGAUCAACAAUCUUAUACAGAGGAGAGCAAUGGUAGCUCAAUUUCAGAUGAGAUUCUCAGUUUGUUUCUAUCAAACAAUAUUGAUGAUGUGAUCCUCCCCACUCUUAACUCUGAUCAUAGGGUAACUUGUUCCAUUGUCUUUCCUGAAUAUGCAAUUCCCACAUGGUUUAUGCAUCAGAGUGUUGAGGAAAAGAUGUCGUUCAAACUGCCCAUUAAUUGGUAUAAUGAUAAGUUCAAGGGCUUUGCUAUAUGCUGUGUGACUCUCAUGGGAGAAGGUGUCUGCUGUCCUGAUUCAGAACUAUCUGAGAAGUAUGACUAUGCUUUCAUCAAAACCAAUUUGGUAUGCAAAGAUGAUUUAGAAGACCUUAAAGUGCUAGAGAAAGAAUGUAAAGUGGGCACAGCAUCUAGAGCGUAUGGCUGGUGUGUUUGCUUUGUGUACAUACCAUUGCAUGCUUCACUGCAGGUGUCUGGCACAGAUGUUGGAAAUAUUAACCAGUAUAGCCUAUUUGAGGCAUCUAUCCAUGGGCGCAUUGUGAGACAGUGGGGAGUUCAUUUGAUUUAUGAGGAUGAAGGAAUAAUUUCAAAGCCCAGCAGACCACUGUUUUCAAAGGGUUUCUGGGAGCAGGGCAAAUAUGAAAGACAGAGAGUUAUGCAGGACUUAUGAUAUUUUUCAGUUUCUGCUUACAAAAGUUCAAGGCGGAGUCUUUUUAGCGACCAUGCCUCCAGAAGUCCUUGACAUCACAAGAAAAGGUUCAUGAAUAAGCCCGUAAAAAACUUGGUUAAACGCGCUGAAUGCUCAAGCGUAUUAAACAGUUCUAGGUUAAUCUUGAUAAGGAGUAAUGGAAGCUUGAAACAGUCAACGAUCUAUACGAGAUGCUAGUGAUUACUCAGAGCGUUACUUUUGUGAACACCAGGUGCGAGAGUGAUUUAUGU